This is a messenger RNA of Panonychus citri (citrus red mite), 4274 nucleotides long. RefSeq lists its product as uncharacterized. Gene Ontology annotation, biological process: telomere maintenance; DNA repair. Lineage: Eukaryota; Metazoa; Arthropoda; Arachnida; Trombidiformes; Tetranychidae. The transcript is spliced from 2 exons. The coding region runs from base 1 to 4065 and encodes 1354 amino acids. Gene Ontology annotation, molecular function: DNA helicase activity. The record is from RefSeq and is a predicted model, not a curated record.
AUGCCGCGAAUGAGAAGACAAUCACCACGUACGCUGGCCGAAAAUCAGCGUAAUCAGCGAAAUCAGGGUAAUCAGCCUAGACUUCAACAAAUUUCACCAGCUGAACGUUCUGCACUCAAAUUCGAUAGAGAUAUAGAUGAGCUGAUUUACAAAGAAUGCGAUUCGUGUAAUACACGUACACUUUCGACCUUGAAUACCAUACCAUGUUCAACUUGCAAAUCCGAGGUGCGACGUAGAUUGUUCUCUACUGACAACAAUAUGGAUCCAGGUCAAGUACCUGAUCAACUCAAAGUUUUAUCUCCGAUUGAAGAAUUGCUUAUUGCUAAGAUACAUCCGGUUGUUACUUAUUACAGAAUAAGAGGUGAACAAACUGGUUACUCAGGGAAUGUCAUUAAUUUUCGUCAGAACAUUAAUAGGCUUUAUUCUAGCUUACCCCCUUCAAGAGAUGAAUUAUCUAGAAUCAUUGUCGGUGUUAGAGAAGGAAACGAUAUACCAGCUGAGUUAUCUAUAAAUGCUGGUGCUGUAAGAGCUGCACUUCUAUGGUUGAAGCAGAAUCAUCAAUAUUAUUCCGAUAUAGAGAUAAAUGAAAAUGCCUUAGCUGAUUUAGAAAGAGAACCGAACUUAGAUGAUUUACUAGAUCAUUCUGCCGAAGCUGCUCAAGGUGAAGAUUGUUUGCGUGAAUCUUAUUUUCCGCUUAUUGAGUCAGUAAAUCAGGAUAUUUCUAUACAAGCUACGCUGAGUGGUAAUAUUAACUGGCCAGAGCAAGACCCAAACCCAAUCAAUGAAUUUCGAACCGAAGGCUACAUUUCGCAAGCCUUUCCCAAACUUUUUCCUUAUGGAAAAGCAGAUUUAAAUGCUCCAAGACAACACAAAGUUGAUGCUAACAAUUAUUUCAAAUUUCUCAUGGUUUACAGAGAUGGUAGAUUUGCUAAACAUCCACGAUUCCGAUUUUUCGCUAUGAAUUCUGUGUUACGAUGGCAAGCCCUUAGCCGAUCUUCUAUUCUUAUAUGUCAAAAUGAUUUCCGUAAUUCAAGUGUUGAAGAAGUUUCACGUCGUCUUCUUGAGGACCCAUCAUUAAGAUCCUCGAUUAUGGCAUUUUCUGGUCAACUGAGAUCGACUACACCUUACUGGAAGUUGAGAGCAGGCGAACUGUUAGAUAUGGUUAAUCAACUCGGCUCUCCUACUAUUUUCUUCACUUUAUCAGCAGCUGACUAUCACUGGAAUAAACUUUUUGAACUAAUCUGUCCAGAUAGACCAAUUGAAACCAUUACAGAUGCAGAGAGAAGAACUUUAAUGCACGAAAAUCCAAUGAUAACAGCUCAAUUUUUCAAAACACGGAUUGACAUUUAUCGAAAGACCGUUUUGAAAACAUUUCUUAAUGUUAAAGACUUUUGGAUGCGUUAUGAAUGGCAAUUUCGAGGGAGUCCACAUGUACAUGGAUUACUUUGGUUAGAAAAUGCUCCUGACCUGGCCACCAUAGAUUCUCAGUCUGCAGCUGACAAGCAAAUUGCUCUAGAAUAUUGUUCCAAUCUUACUAAAGCAAUGAAUCCUAACAUUGAUGUAGCAGCUACUUCACAUCCAUGUCGUAAAACCUACAGCGAAAUUGACAACAUAGAUGAAGAUCUUUCAAUUUUACUUAAUACUGUUCAAAGGCACACUAGACAUGGCUCUCAUUGUUUAAGAAAGAAAAGGGGGUCGAAUCAACAAGAAUGCCGUUUCAAAUUCCCACAGCCUCUUUCAGAAGCUGAUCGUUUCGAAAAUGCGGAUGGUGUGUUAAAAUUUGUUCCUAAACGUAAUGAUGAAUCGAUGAAUCGUUACAAUGACUUUAUUAUUCAAACCUGGAGAGCUAAUAUAGAUUUUAAUAUCGUAACUAGCGUUGACUUGGUUCUCAAUUAUAUCGCAAAAUAUGUAACAAAGGGUGAAGUAUCAUCAAUGGACUUCAAUGCGUUGGUUGAUAAAAUAUCACAUGACUUACGAGCUGAUUCACAUGGUACAUCUCUCAUACGUAAAAUUGUUCAAGCAUCGUUAUCCGGAAGAGAUUAUUCAGCACAAGAAGUUGUUCAUGUUUUGAUGGGCUGGCCACUUUAUGAAUCUUCGAGAACUUAUGUCAAACUUAACCUUUCUGAUAGAGUAUUGGUACGUCUUGGAGGUAAUGAAGAAAAUGAAGAAGUCGAGAACAGAGCGAAUUCAAAGUUAAUUGCAUUUUAUCAAAGGAGGCCUAUCGAUCAAGAUGUAUGUUUGACUGAUUAUGCCAAACAAUUUGAAGUGGUUAAGGGAGAACUAAGACGAAGGAAGAAAGUUCCAAUUAUAAGAGUUUUCCCCCGUUUUAAAAAGUCAUUGGAACCCUCCAAACACGAGUCUUUCUGUAAACAGCAAGUCCAGUUAUAUAUUCCUUGGUGGCGCUCUCCAGAGACCUUGAAAGAUACGGAUGUCAGAGGUGGUCCUUAUCAAACAUGGGCUGAAGCUUAUACUUGCUUACUCCCUGAUGGUAUGGCUGAUAUUGAAUUUGGACCAAUGGAUGACGAAUAUGAAGAAGUCGAAGUAUAUGACGAUGCUGAAAGAAACAUUGAAAUGGCAAUAGCAAGGUUCAGACAGAAUUUGCCUGUCCCUAGACCUAUGGGAGAUCGCCUUAUUGACCAUCAAUUUAAAUGGGAUGCACAAAGAAAUUUUGACUAUUCAGAAGAUACAAUUAACGAAUUUUUAUAUAACUUAAAGCGUCAAAAUAUUCAACAACCUGUUCAACUUGAAUUUAAUCAAUCACCCACUGAAGACCAAAAUACUGUGUUAGAAUUAUGUUCAUCCCAAAUAAGUAACAUCAUGAAUGGCCACGAAAAUCCUAUUAAAAGGUGUAUUGUUCAAGGAAAAGCUGGUACUGGUAAAAGCUUUCUCAUUAAAAAAAUGGUUACUGAAAUCAGAAGCCGACUUCACCCUGAUUCAGACAAAGUAUUAGCUCCAACUGGCGUGGCUGCCACGAAUAUUUCCGGCUCUACUUAUCAUUCAUUUUUGAAAAUACAAAGGAAAUUCAAAAACUUGGAGAACGCACCUUUGAGGAAUCUUCAACUUCAAAUGGAACAUGUUAAGUUUCUAAUAUUUGAUGAAGUUUCAAUGAUUGGCUUGAAAUCAUUUUUGUACAUAGAUACAAGGUGUAAAGAGGCUACAGGUGUAAACGAAGCUUUUGGAGGUCUAUGUGUUUAUUUUCUUGGAGAUUUGCAACAACCUCCCGUUUUGGAUCCACUGGUUUACAAUAGUAGAAUUAUCUACCGGAAGCGAUAUGGAGAUGAGCAGAUAGCUUUUCGUAAUUUGUUAGAUGAACUAGCUCUUGGUCGUAUUUCUGAUGCAAAUUACGAUUUAUUGAUGACCAGGAGAAUCAAUCUUUUAUCGGUUGAAGACAGAGAAUCAUUUAAAGAUUCCAUGUAUCUAUUUUCAACAAAUGAGUUAGUCAAGGAGAGAAAUGCCGCAUACCUGCAUUCAACUGGAUUUCCUGUCGCUGAAAUAAAAGCAGAGCACAACUGUGCAACCGCAGCAAAUGGGUCUGAUUGUCAAGCAUCUUGCCUAGAGCCAGUGUUAAAUAUUUCUAUUAAUUCAAGAGUUAUGCUUAGAAGAAAUUUAUGGGUGGAUGGUGGUUUAGUUAAUGGAUCACUUGGUACGGUAACUGAUAUAAUCUAUGAACAAGGACGUCGCCCAAAAUCUUUACCCAGAGUUGUCAUGGUUAAGUUUGAUAGAUACUUAGGAAGUAAUUUCGACGAUGAAGCUUUUCCGAUUAUACCUGUUGAAGCUAGAUGGACUGAUAAUGGCAUUGAAUGCUCACGUAAACAGUUGCCUCUUAAUUUAGCCUUUGCUAUAACAAUUCACAAAGCACAAGGAUUAACACUAGAUAAGGCUGUUAUCGAUAUUGGCUCACGUGAACACUCUAUUGGUUUGUCUUAUGUUGGAUUGAGCCGUGUACGAAAAAUAACGGAUUUAGCUAUCCAACAAUACUUUGCUAAAGAUCGCAUCGAUAGAAUUGCACAAUCCCAAAUGUUAAAAGAUAGACUAGCGUACAUGUCAUCUGUAAAUCUUUUAUGAUCUAAUCUCUUUUAUAAAUUGAUAUAUCUAUUUAUGUAUGAAUAAUCUAUACCCAUGUUCAUGUAUAAAUGAUAUUUUUGAUGUCUUUUCUCUCUUUUUCUCUUUCUCUCGCUUUUAGAGAAUUAAAUGUUUUAAAUACUACUUUGAAUGUCAUUUUUAAUCAAUUUUUUAUCUUAACUUUAAAUUGAAUUAUUCUCAUUGGAAAUUUU